UCUUCUGCAUCUUCUUUUUCUUCUGACUAGGUUGUCUAUGGCAGCCCAUAGAACUGUCUGGUAAAAAGUUGUGAAAUUUGGUACACUGAUUGGGGAGGGUUUAAGGAGCAUUGUGACCAAAUUUGGGCCAAGUGCCGCCAACGCUGUAGCGCCACCAUCAGGUCAAAUUUGGGCCUAAUUUGGAAGUAUGUUUAUGGUCAUAACUUUUGAACCGUGUGUCCAAAAUCUAAAAGCCAGGCAUCCCUGUAUUCCCUGGGUUGCAACGAGUUCAAUGCACACUAUGAUGUCAAAAACUGUUUUUUUCCAUCUUCAGGAAGCCUCAUAAAAUUUAUCAGAAGCAUUUUGAAUAUUCAAAAUGGUUUGCCCAUAAUGGGCCAACGAAUCUGACAGCGAAGCCGCCAAACAGAAAGUGAGGCUGUAUCUCAGCAACGACUUUGCGCACUGGCACAAAACUUGGUAGGCAUCUUCAGGACCACGACCUGAGGCUAUGCAACAAAUGAGGCUAUGCAGCGCCACGUACUGUUAUGAUAGCAUGCAUCAGUUACAAUAACAUGCUAAAUAUGUUUACAUCUAACUGCCAUUUUUGCUGCUACUUCUCCAAAUUUUGUCCAAUCUUCACCAAAUUUGGCUCACACCAUCUUGAGACCUGUCUGAACAAAAGUUUUCAAAGGAAUUUUGAUAUUCAAACUGUUCUCCUGUAACCUGGUGGCAAAUGCAUAAUGCGAGGGUGUUUCUCAGCAUUGUAUGUACGUAUCAUCACAAAACUUGAUAAUUAUCUUCAAGACCACGCCCUGAAUGUACCCAAGAAGUUUUGUGACUGCACCGCCUUGUGGUUAAGAACUGUAACAACAAUUUUAUUUCCUUAUAUAUUUGAAGGAUUAGUGCUAAAUUUACAGUUCUUUUUUCCCUACAAUUCCCUGGAGUAUGCUGAAGUGAAUGCACACCAACUUCUGGAAUUCAAGUGUACUUCCUGUCAACCAUCUUGGAUUUUGUCAAAAACUGUUUUUCGCUACUCCUACAAAUUAUGUCCACUCAACACCAAAUUUGGCAUACAUCUUCAGAAAGCCUCACAAAAUUUAUCAAAAUAAUGUUGAUAUUCCAAAUGGUUUGCCAGAUUUGUACCAACAAAUCUGAUGGCGAAGCCACCAAAAAGGAUGUGAGGCUCUAUCUCAGCAACAGCCAUGCACACUGACAAAUCUUCAGGUAUCCCCAUGCCCUGAGGCUAUGCAACAAAUUUUGUGACAGUGUCACUUACUGGUCAAAAAUUACAAAAACAUGCCACAAAUGCUUCCAUCUAAGUGCCAUUUUUGCUACUCCUCUUUCAAAUUUUGUCCAGUCUUCACCAAAUUUGGCUCACAUCAUCUUGAGACCUGUCUACAAAAAAAGUUAUCAAAAGAGCCUUGAUAUUAAUAACCGUUCUCCCAAAACGGACUGGUGAAUGCAUCAACCGGCUGUAUCUCAGUAAGACGUGCAUAUUGUCAUGAGACUUGAUCUUCAGGACCUUGCCAAAAAGUUUAAAGACUGCACAACCUGUGGUCAAAAACUGAAAACUUGCAUCAUCUUCCCAAUUUAAUUUUGAGAAGGUAUUCUAAAUUCACAUUUCUACUUUCCUAAUUCUACGUUACUGUGAUUCCCUAAGGUACGCUAGUUAAUCACUAGUUAAUUACUAGUGUGCAGCCAGCACUUCAAACUGGAGGACUAUAAAAGAGAAAGCAGAAGAAGGUGCUAAAGAAAACUGUGACUCCGAGAGCUCUGUGUCCGGUCAACCCAAUAAAAGGAGCUCAGCUGAGUUAGGACAGCUAGUUAAUGUCCUCUUGUCCUCACCCAUGUAACCGCGAGUAAGAUGGCUAGUGCGGUUGCUGGCACAAAGGUAGAUAAUCAUGUAACAUGCCAAACAGUAUGGUAGCUACUUGUGUUGUUGAUACCUUUAGCGUAACUUGGAAAGACAUACAGUUGCUCUCUGCUUGCUUCCUGUUGCUCUCCUCGCUGGCACAGUUCUGUAUAUUCUGGCUCGAACACGUAUGGUUGGAUGUCACUGUGCAACAGUAGAGUAAUCCAUUCGCUCGAUUGCAAUAAUUUAUUUACAAAGCAAAGUGACUACUUACUAGCCAUAGCUAUCUAGCUAUCUGGCUUCCCUGAACAUACCAUUAGCUAGUCAACACUGCAUCCCAUUCCCUUCUUCUACCUUCAUUUCCCCUCCCACCCAAAUAUCAAACCCUAACCAUUGUAGUCUUUCAAAUUUCACUUCCACCUCCGAGAUACUAAAUCUGGAUGGGGUUUCCCCUGUAUUCAAACUUGGAAAUAGAGCCCGCUGUGUCACCAUUGUACGGAUGGUUCGUAUCAACGGAUGUAUCGAUGGUUAAAUGCUUUAUUUUGCCUGGGGUGUCCCGUUUAUGACAAUUUUCACUCUGAAAUAUAAAUGUGGUGUUUCAGGAGUAGUCUGGGCAAACAGAUGGACUAUCUCCCUCAGUGCCUUGAGCAAGUUGUGAAUUUUCUCUUGGUUCAGCUAUGCACAGAUUUGUUUGAGACAAAAGCUUGAAGACUACAUUUAUCAUGCCACUAUGUCCAGAUUGUUUUGUUACAGGGUCAGAGAGAACUGAGCAGAAUUUUCAGUACCCGAACUGGAUACCAUGGUUCUUGGUUGAGAUUACAACAAAACCUGGUGUGUGAGAUGCAGCCCAUCCUGGUGGAACAGGAAUGUAGGAGAUACCAACUGUCCAUGAAGAAUAAAGUCUGCCAAAAUGAUGCUUGGUCAACUUCUGUGCAAGCUAAUGCAUGACCUGCAAACCUUUAUGCGUUUUGCGUAGGAACUCUGCAUUUUAGCAUUUGAGAACUAUGAUUUUAUUGGUCAAAACUACACAAAAAGUGCAGUCGUCUUUUUUUCUCCAGUAAAAAUGUCUGAUGACAUGCGAUUCUAGAAAGAUUGACAGGUAUUUUGAACUCUUCAAUAUUAACUGACCUCCUGGAAGCCUUGCCCCAUCCCCCAUUUCACAUCAGGACAUCUGUGUUGUCUCUUCUCGAUUUUCCCGGUUGACAAAUGAACUGAAGCAGAGCCCUCGUUUUCUGUCAAGGUGAAUGGAGACUGUUUUGAGUUCAUUCAUGUGAAAUAAAAUUUACCAGUGUAAAUUCAGCUAACAUUAGACAAUAAUAUAUUUAACAUCUAUAAUAGUUAACUAAUAGGACGCGCAUCACUCUAACAGUUUUGUUAUGUUAAACAGGGUGACUUACACUUCACUAGAAUUGUACGUCUUUGCUCACAGUUUCUGUCGUCAGCUUUUGUAAAUCCUUCAUGAUCUGUCAGUCUUUCAGCAUGAUUGUCAGUUUUUUAACUUCAUACCAGUGAAUUAAUGAGGCUUUUUUUUUGAACGUUUGGCAUGUUUAUGUCUGCAAAGUGGUCAGUGAUCCCAAAAUUACCAAAAAGGUAUGCAGGAAAUGUGGAAAUGUGCAUGCCUUUGUGUCUUGGACACUGGCUUAAAUGAGAAGGAAUGUUUUUACAGCUAAAUGAUUCCAGCAUGAAUUCUUGGUAUCCAUCCCUUGUCCAUAUAGACUUUGUCUCAUGACUUCAGGUAUGUGUUACUCGUACCUUCCUCAUACAAAUCGAAUGACUUGUUCAAAUGUUGCCAUAUCAAAACCCAAAUUUAAUUCUAUUGCUAUUUAAAAAAAGUCCCAAAUUUUGUCAUUUGUUUACCAUUUUCUUGGGUUUUCAUUCAGUCUUUAUUACCAUGCAGUAAUACUGAAAUAACCACUUUUGUAUGCCUUCAUUUAUUAAUAGGCACACGUGAUCAACUCAGUACCUGUACCAUAUUGUUUGUUUCAUUUAAAGGAAACCCAGCAGGUAUCAUUCCAGAAGCAUAUUACAACAAUAUAAAUAAAGGAAAAACACAUUACACACUCUAUUCUAUUGUAAUCAGUGUUUUCUAAGUUAGUGUUUAUUAAUUUGUACUUGUAAUUCAUAGUACACUCUGGGGUCCCUCAGUGGUUCUUUGGACGUUUAGGGCCUUGUUUCCUAAAGGGGUUCUGCUUGGAACUUUUUCUUAAAAGUGUAAAACAUAUGAUUUAUGACCUUUUGGAACAUCUGAAAUCUUGGGCCUACAUUCUUAUUAAAAAAAGUUCAUCAAGUACUGUUCUUAGUUUCCUAAAGUGGUUCCUCGUGGAAAGUUUGGUUGCCCACCAAUUUCCACCCAACAGCCAGCUCUUGCCUAUCAUACAACAUCUACUGACCGGGGAGGAUGAAGGCUGACAUGUGCUUCCUCCAAAACAUGUGAAGCCAGCAUCACCAGUAUCUUUUUGAACUGCUGCUCAUGCUGGGUCACAGGGCAGUGUAAUACACUUGGAUAAAAGUGCUAUCUACCAUCUUCCGCAUACAUGUGCUCAAGGAUACCAAGAUUGGCUAGUGUCGCUGUGACAGGCAUGAGACAGCACAGACAGAUUUUGGCUUAAAUUUUUUUUAGCUCCUGGCCAUGGAUUGCUGUGACAUCACCCGGGUACAAACUCCUGAUCUCCCAGCGACAGGGUGAUAAUGCUUUUCUGUAAAAUCAUACAGAGAAACUUUAAGGGUUUCCUUGGAAUGACAAACUGUAGAUCUUUAAGUGCACAUCUUUCAUUCUUUUUCAGUGGCUAAGCUUGCAAGCUGUUCAAUCAAAGAUGCCAAUGUAAAUGAUUUACAUUUUCACUUUGCAUUACUUUAUUUUUUGCAUUAUUAUUAUUUUCAUUGUCCAUAUUUAUCUACCUUGUUUAUUAUGACACACAGUGUGAACUGAUUACCUACACUUUUACAGAAAAGUCAUCCUCAGAUGUUGAAUGUCAUAAAUAAUGAAUACUGAAUAAACAUUGAUGCUCAUGUUGAGUGGAUUUUUUAACGGGUCUAUGUAGUGACCUCCUACAACUGAUUUCAAGUGGAAUCCCUUCAGAAAGCUGUUGAAUGCCUCUUUUAAUUAAUAGUGUAUGGCACUCUUGGUCUGAUAUCAAGAGCAGUGUCUGUGUAUAAAUCUUACAUUAUAAGAAGGAUAGGAAUAAAUAAAGUACACUUUUGCUCCAUCUACAGUAUAUGAUGUACUGUUUAGUCAUAUGAAACCUUUCACAUGGCCAAACUAGAUUUACCCUCAUUAAUACUCUGAUUCAUUAUGCAAACAUGUCGUUUCAUGUUUCGUGUUAACAUGAAAACAUUUUCUGCACUCGUUAGUGGUAAACCUAGAAAAAUGGCCUAAACAACAUAUGCCAAACUAGUAACAGAUCAUAUAUGUACAGUAUAUGCCAUAUAUACCCGAACAGUUGUUUAUCAUUAGAAAUCUAUUUUAAAAAAAGUAAGUUAUUCUUCCACCACAGAUCCUGCUGUAAAUCCUCAUCAUCUUGGAGUGAAGUACUUGUGAGAGUCUUUUUCUGCAUAGAGAGAGGAGACACAGCGUGAGGAUCACACACAUGCAAGAACAGCGAGGAGGAGGUGGGUGUGUUAGCAUGUGAGAAAACGACAGCAGGCAAAGGGAGGGAGUCAGUGAGUGGAGAGAUAUAAAAAAAAUCCCUCCAGAAGAUAGCAGAUAACACAGUCAUUUAUUUUAAACAGAAGAUUGACCAUGUUGCUGCAGACCAUCUUCAUGCUCUCUGCAACUGUUUUCUUUGGAUAUCUGGAAGGGAAGGGUGUUCAGAUGCAGCGGGACGUUCAGUGUUGUAUGCAGUACUCGCAGCAGAAUGUACGGACCAAAGACGUUCUUAAGUUUGAGGUGCAGACGGAGGGGCCAGACUGCAGCAUAAAAGCCAUCAUAUUAUACACUAAGAAGGUGGUGAAGUGUGCAGACCCCAGGGACAGGAAAGUGAAGAGGUUACUGAAGAAACUGAGGCAGAGGGCCAAAGCCCACAAGUCCAUGCAGGUUCUGCCGCAAAGACACCUGCCUGUCAUGUCAAAGAUCCAGUAAAUCAUGGCGAGAAUUUGACUGACCACUUCAGCCUUUUCAUCUGUCACUGUCUUCUUGAACGUAUGUAGAUCACUGACUUUCAAUACAGAACAGUAUGCUGUCCCUCUAAGAUAUGUAAUAUUUUAGAUCUCUUUCUAAACUGACUGUUAAUCUAUAUAUGCCAAAGCAUUAUUUUUAACUCUGUACUUCAAGCUUGUUCAUUCUCUAUAUACAUUAUAUGUGUAUCUUAUAAGCUAUACAAGCUGUUAUAUAGAGUUAAAGUGACAUGACUGUUCCUGGCUCAAAAAUAGUGCAAAUACAUAUUCUAUUAUGUAUGGUAAUGCAAUCAUUUUUUAUAUAUACAGAAAUAUUGGAAAAUGCUGUGUGCAUUGUUUUUAUUGGGAAAAAAGAAAGGUGGAGUUCUUUGUCUUUUUUUGUUCCAAAAGGACACAUUAGGCACACACAGAUGUUUUAAAAAAAUUUUAAAAUGGAGUGUUGGCGCUAUAGUUGUUUUACUUUGGAAGGAUAAAAAAGGUUACUAAAAGUGUAGCAUUAGUCAGGUUUUGCUGAAACAGUGGCCAUGGACAAGUCUGAUUGUUACUAACAUAAAAUCUGUAAAAGUGCAGUACUGUGAUGUUUCUCAGAGCAGUAACGAAACUAGCUUGACACCGACACAACCUCAUGACUACGACUUAAAUAUAUUAUGCAAAAUAAGAACUAAUCUGGCGUAUGGUCAGAAAUUUUGGUUUCUACAGCUGGCUAAGAACCUGAUAACAACUAUUUAUGUUGUCAAAUGAAAAACUGUUACUUAAUUUGCACCUGAUGUUGUCUAGUGGCUGACUUUAAU
Pangasianodon hypophthalmus (striped catfish) is the source of this 6735-nucleotide messenger RNA. RefSeq names its product chemokine (C-C motif) ligand 44 (gene ccl44). The transcript has 4 exons. Gene Ontology annotation, cellular component: extracellular region. NCBI's taxonomy places the organism in Eukaryota, Metazoa, Chordata, Actinopteri, Siluriformes, Pangasiidae. The coding region runs from base 5571 to 5909 and encodes 112 amino acids. Gene Ontology annotation, molecular function: CCR chemokine receptor binding; chemokine activity. Gene Ontology annotation, biological process: neutrophil chemotaxis; G protein-coupled receptor signaling pathway; positive regulation of ERK1 and ERK2 cascade. The record is from RefSeq and is a predicted model, not a curated record.